Molecule: messenger RNA, 1464 nt
Organism: Tetrahymena thermophila SB210
Lineage: Eukaryota; Ciliophora; Oligohymenophorea; Hymenostomatida; Tetrahymenidae
Exons: 16
Biological process (GO): activation of GTPase activity; nucleocytoplasmic transport
Cellular component (GO): perinuclear region of cytoplasm; nucleus; cytosol
Molecular function (GO): small GTPase binding; GTPase activator activity
Source: RefSeq, a predicted model, not a curated record
AUGUAUUUGAUUAUAAUUUUACUUUAAAAAAUAAUUAAUUAAAUUUGCUUCAAGUUCAAAAAGAAAAAAAUAAUGUAAUAGAAAAUAACAUAUUUUUCUAAUCUAAAAAAUUUUACAGACUCUGAAUAAUUCUCUUACACAGAUCUAUAAAUUAGUUUAAGGGAAAAUUAAAUUGGUGAUCAGGGCAUAUCACCUCUGAGUUCUUCUUUAGCUCAGUGUAAAAAUCUCAAAUAUUUAAUACUCGACCUCUUUUACAAUUCAGUAAGUGAUGAAGGCACAUCGUUUUUAGGUUCUGGUUUAGCUAAAUGCGAAAAUCUUUCAAUUUUGACUCUCUAUCUUUGCGAAAAUAUAAUUGGUGAAAAAGGCAUAACAGCUUUAUUUUUAGGUUUAUCUGAAUGCAUUAAUCUCUCAAUUUUGAAAUUAGACCUCCAGCAAAAUAAAAUGGGUGAUAUGGGUGCUUCAGCUUUAGGUUUAUGUCUCGCUUAAUUAAGAAAUAUCACCGAUUUAUCGCUCAACCUUGGGUCAAAUUAAAUUGGUGAAAAGGGUGCUUCAGAUUUAGGUUUUGGUUUAUCUAAGUGCUCCAAACUCAAAACUUUGAAACUCGAACUUUACUUUAAUUAAAUUGGUAAAAAGGGUGCAAAAACCUUAGGCUUUAGUCUAGCUUUAUGCCUUAAUCUAACUUCUUUCACACUAAAUCUUGGGAGUAAUUACAUUGGAGAUGAAGCCCUCUCAGGGAUGACAUUUUUUUUAAGUUAGCGUACAAAUCUUUCAUCUUUAACGCUUCAUCUUUGGCGAAAUAAAAUUGCUGAUGAUGGCAUUUCAGAACUUGGUAGUGCUUUAGCUCACUGCUGUAAUCUGUAAAAUUUAAUCCUCAACAUAUAAUUGAAUCAAAUUAAUGAUAAGGGUUUUUCAUCUCUAGCUUCUGGUUUAUCUCGAUGCAAAAAUCUUUCAAGUUUUUAUUACUACAUAUGGGGUAAUAAAAUGAAUAAGUAGGGUGCAUCAGCAUUGGGUUCUGCUUUAUCUCAGUGCACCAAUCUCUCAACUUUGAAACUUGAUUUCUUAUGGAAUUUUUUAAAAGAUCAAGCCUUAUCAGAUUUGGGUUCUAGUUUGGCUUGUUGCUCUAAUCUUUCAAAUUUGACCCUCUAUCUCUAGUUGAACUCACAAACUCAAUUAGGGGUACAAUUACUUUGUUCUAGCUUAGCUAAAAGCCAUAAUCUAAAAACUCUGACAAUUGGAGCCUCGUAAAAAAUAUUUAUUUGCUUUUUAUUUAUGAAAAUAUAUUUUGGAAAGCAAAUUUAAAUUAGUAAAAAAUCUUGCUAAAUUUUUAUUCUUUCAUAUUUUGAUUAUGACUAAUUAAUAAAACUUGAUUAAUUUAACUUUUAAUCAUGUUUGUUUUUAUCUUUAAAUUUGCCUUGCAAUUUUAACUUCAUUUUAUAACUUAACUUCAAGCUAAUUAUGUUAUGA